Molecule: messenger RNA, 2831 nt
Organism: Amoebophrya sp. A25
Lineage: Eukaryota; Dinophyceae; Syndiniales; Amoebophryaceae
Source: the annotation of a GenBank genome assembly
CACAAAUGUUUAACAUGCCGCAAGCGCAACAACAGCAGGUAGCUGUUGCUGGCCGCUCACGGACUCCGCAGAGCGAUACAUUACCUGGCGGCAGAACAUCGACGGCUCCCCAAGCAGCACAGCAAGCUUUCAACUACUCUUCCGCUCAGCAGGUCAUGAUGCAGCAACCACAACAACAGCAAAACAUCUUACAACAACAAAAUCUCCUAUUGAAUCAAGCUUCUGCGCAAUUGCAGAACUAUCAGCAACAGAUUCUCCUGGCAGAUGCGGGGGUGCUGAAUCAGGACGCUUUGCAACAAGAACAAGGACAGCAAGUAAAUGUGGGGGAAAUUGUACAACAACAAUUAGCUGCCCGCCAAGUGCCACAAGCUCAACAAGAGGAAGAACAGCAGUCUGGUACUGCUAUUGCGAGAUCAUCUAGCGGAGGUUCGCCUGGUCUUGGGGGUCUAGACCCUGCAAUUGUCGACCGAUUGCAUCCUGGACUAGCUAGUGAGCUCGGUGAGCACGGCGAUCAUCAUUGGAGCGCUUUAGACGGUGCAAGGAACUGGUUCCACACACCUGGAAACUCGGACAAGGAGGAGGAAGAAGACGGCAACAAGUCACAACCGCUAACUGGUCGACAUUUGCAGCCACCUAGGUACAUGCCUGUCGUACCGUUGGGUUCUGGGGUGCCGUUCGUACAGCCGACAAACACUCUUUCGCCGCGACCGCCAAGCCCAACAGCGAUGUACACCAAUAUGAAGAGUGCUAGCAAGCUGGCUAAAGCAACGUGGGACGCUUUGCGACAGAUCAAUGAGGAAACGGCAAUGGCCCUACGUAUAAACCAGAUUCGAUUGCAUGGCGGGAACGUUCUAGAUCUAGAUGGAGAAGGUGGAAUGACGAAUCCGAUGUUUGCAGCUUCAGUAGUGAGAAGAAGCCUGAGUCCUCCAGUCCUUGGCUCAAAAAUUCCGUUUUUGAAGUUGCCGGAGAAUGGGCUUCUUCAUGCAAAUGCAACAGAAUUAGAUGGAGGCGCUCCGCGAGCUUUUUCAUCUCCACCAGGACGAGCUGGAGGUGCAUACGGUGGGAUGAACUACAGAAGUCUUUUCGGAGGAUCUUCUGGAUCGCCUACUCAUCUUCUGCCUGACAUGAGCCUCGAUUUCGAAGAACAUCUGCGCGCUUUGCGUGAGUGGCGUCGCAAAAUGGUCCUGGGACUCCACGACAGGGACAGCGAUCAUCUGCCAGAUCCAGUUUUGAGACGUGGGCGAUCUAGAUCGAGGUCACCAAUGACUACAGGUGGAGGUCGUGGUGGUGGGGUCGGUGCCUCUGCAACGAAUUACACUGCUACUGUCCCAAUGUCCCCUCUGGGACAUCAGAAGAUCUACGCGAAUGAUGCUACUUCUGCGAGAGUAAAGCGUAUGCUAGAGCAAUCAGCGAUGUACAUGAAAGCUGCCGACGAGGAGGAAGCUGCCGCGUUUGUUCAAAGAAAGAACCGAGGAAACAUCAACACCACAACUUCAACUUCUAACUAUCCUGUUGCAAAUUCAAGUGGAAUGCCCAGUUACCUCCUGGCCAACUAUGCGAAGACGUUCUCGAAUUCCGUACACGAUUUUCGGAUCAGAGGGAGAGGAACUGGCGCAGCGGGUGCCGCUGCACUUGCGCAGAUGAACACUCAGACGAGACCACAGCCGGAAGGUACUGUGGGUGCAGAUGUAGUAAGUAGUGCAGGUGCAGUACGUACUAGUGCUGUGGCUCCUCUUUUCCGCGGUGUGGAUGUUGGCAACACGACACGAUCGCCGUCGCCAAGAGUAGUAGCAGAUAUGCUUGCCAAUCCUGCGGUUGCGCGAUCUAGAUCGGUGCCUCCUAGAGAAGGUCUCGGAAUCAUCCCCACCGCGCCAACGAGCGACUAUAUGGAGAGUUUGAAGGUGAACAAAGUGAAGAACUGGGGCAACAGCAAUGUGGGAGCAACAGCAGGGAAGAGUGCGACAUCAAGUGUAAGUGGAGCGCCGCAGGCGAAUGCAACCUCGACAAGUGCAGGAACGGCGAAUGCAGCAGGCACUUCAGCGGCAACUGCUGUUGCUGCUCCCGCAGAGCAGCGUCCUCGCUCCCAAUCCGUGUUACCAUACUCGGUCCGCCUCAAGCGCAGUGUCUCGCCUCUAGAUGAGUAUCACGCACUCCGCAGUCUCAGAGAAGCAAGAAAAAGUGGGAUUUCUGAACGCGCGAAGCGACUUAGUUCGCCACCAUUCGGGCUUCACCAAGGAGCCAAAGACGCCGAGCGCUUCCGCGCUCUACGUUGCCACUCGCCAGCUAAACUCCUAGUUGAGACCGAUCGUGCCCUAGCCAAGGUUCGUGCGCGCAGUGCAGCUGCUGCACGCAUCCUAACCGGUGAGGAAAGUCCAUUUAGGCGACAACCAGGCGUGCAUCGCUAUGACCGCACGCGUGGAACGGUACUGUAUGCACCACAAGACCACGCAGCAACUGGUGGCGAGGUUUUUUCACCAUCAAGAGAAAUGGCUUUGGACCACUAUUCGGGAGCUCUGAUGGCCCAUCGACAACUGACAGCUACUGCAAGUGAGAGAGCGGCACGAGCAGGAGGGGUGAAUGUCGCAAACUUCGGAAACGGAAACAUCAAUCAGAACACCAACAUCAAUCCACUGAUGAAUACAUCAACCAGCAGAACAGCUGGCAACAUUUUGGCAGCAAGAACUGUUGCAGGACUGCCAUUAUCGGGUGCUGGCGGUGCUGAUCCUACUGUAGAAGAAGUCGCAAAGCAACAAACCGAAGACACUUUGCUGAGGGAAUUGGCUAAAUUGCAACUACCACGUUCGGAAAGAGGUGCACCUACUAAUUCUGGC